CCGCCCUAAGGCCUCCGCCGCUCCUCGAUUUUCCUCAGAGCUCAGCUGACUCGCUUCCUCAAGUCCUACGUCCCGGUGGCCUCCCCGGAGCCUUGUGGCCAUGACACAGCUGCUUCUGCUCACUGUGGUGCUCCUGGUCCUCAGUAAUGUGCCACCAGGGAGAAGCGAAUUCAAACGGUGCUGGAAGGGCCAAGGGGCCUGCCGAACUUACUGUACGAGGCAAGAAUCCUACAUGCACCUGUGUCCGGACUCCUCCCUGUGCUGUCUCGCCUACGUGCUCAAGCGUCCAGUGCUGCCCAAGCCCGAUUAUGUGUGACAGGUUCUGGGGUUGGCACCCUCGCUCUCCAAUAAAACACACGCUGCCUGGC
Choloepus didactylus (southern two-toed sloth) is the source of this 368-nucleotide messenger RNA. It is a transcript of the gene DEFB124, whose product is annotated as defensin beta 124. The record is from RefSeq and is a predicted model, not a curated record. NCBI's taxonomy places the organism in Eukaryota, Metazoa, Chordata, Mammalia, Pilosa, Megalonychidae. The transcript is spliced from 3 exons. Gene Ontology annotation, biological process: canonical NF-kappaB signal transduction; cellular response to peptidoglycan; positive regulation of chemokine (C-C motif) ligand 5 production. Bases 101 to 316 code for a protein of 71 amino acids. Gene Ontology annotation, cellular component: extracellular region.